Oreochromis niloticus (Nile tilapia) is the source of this 1059-nucleotide messenger RNA. Its product is annotated as protein FAM180B. The coding region runs from base 440 to 934 and encodes 164 amino acids. The record is from RefSeq and is a predicted model, not a curated record. The transcript is spliced from 4 exons. Lineage: Eukaryota; Metazoa; Chordata; Actinopteri; Cichliformes; Cichlidae.
GUGCACGUGUGCUGUCUUGGUAUGGGUGGCAUGCUUCUUGAAUAAUAUCUUGGGAGUUUGCCAGUUUCGUCUUGCCUUUCAUGUUCUUCUUCUUCCUCCUUCCUUUAGGGGUCAUCACAGCAGAUCAUCUGCCUCCAUCUCAGCCCAUCUCUAGCAUCCUGUCAUACCAACCCUCUGCAUGCCCUCACUGUAUCCAUGAGUCUUCUCUGUGGUCUUUAUCUUUUCCUCCUGCCAUAUUCAACAACCUUUGUGCAAUAUAUAGACUAUCCCUCAUCUGCAUGCAUUCAAACCAUCUCAGCCUUGCUGACCACCGGUGGAAAAAUGCACGGUAUUCAGUCUAAGCUGCGCCUGCCUGAAGUCACAAAAGAGUACUAGGAAGAGUAGAGGUGAGGAGAUGAGGUGAGGAGUGUAUUAUCUGCCGAUAGCAAUCAGAAGAAGAAUGACUGCGAGCUCCCAACUGAAAAUCUUCCUCCAGGUCAUUUUGUGGCUUUGCUUUGAGCAGGUGUUGCAGGAUGUGGCUGAAGGCUUAAGUCCAACCUCUCAGAACACCGACGCAUUAGUUUCAAAUGCAAACCUGAUGUAUGAGCUUUUGCUGGGUGGGGUGGAGCUUGAUCGGGACAACAACAUCGUCCUGCUCGAUGAGGAGAUGGCAUCGAUGAGGCAGGGGCGAGCUUUUCUGUCUCUGAUCAAUGACAAUGUUCCCAGAAGUCUGAGCUCCAUGGAGCAGAUGGCAGAUGCACUCGAGGGCCAGAGGAGCAGACCGAUGACGGAGCAGGAGUUUGAAAAUGUCGUGCUGAGCAUGGUGUACGCUGCGCAUCAGGCCUGGCAUGAGGAGAGGAAAGAGAGACAAGAAGCAUGGGGUGGAGUUCUCCUCAAGCUGGCAAACAUCACGGUACUCGAACUGCGAGGGAAUCAUCUCUUCAGAUAUUCUUAAAAUAAAGUUGCAUGCAAUUAACCACUUGCCUUAAAUGUUUCUGGGUUUUGUAUUAAUAAGAAAUAUGUGAUCAAGGAAUGACUCAGCCAUAUAUGAAAUGAGCAUCUUUAUUGUCAUACAGUAAA